Messenger RNA from Raphanus sativus (radish), 1237 nucleotides. RefSeq lists its product as uncharacterized. The coding region runs from base 90 to 1193 and encodes 367 amino acids. NCBI's taxonomy places the organism in Eukaryota, Viridiplantae, Streptophyta, Magnoliopsida, Brassicales, Brassicaceae. The record is from RefSeq and is a predicted model, not a curated record. The transcript is spliced from 2 exons.
UAUAAAUUCACAAUCAACAAUCCAACCCUCAUCAUCACUAACACAAUAAACUAUCUCCUUCUCUAAUCAAAAACCAAAAAGAAACAAAGAUGGAGAUCUCGAAAACCCUUUUGCUAGUUAUUUCCCUUGUAGCUGCAACUUGUUUCUUGCAGGCCAAGGCAGCCGGAGUUUACUGUAGCAACCCUUACACACGAUGUUACCGCAAGUACAUUCAAUGUCCAGGGGAAUGUCCAAGCACAACCGCCAUGAACUCCAAGAACAAAGUCUGCUACGCUGAUUGCGAUAGACCCACUUGCAAAUCCCAAUGCCGCAGUAAGCUUUUCAAUUCCUUGACGUAUAAGUUUCCACACUCUAUUUUGCAUAUUUCUCAAGUAAAUGAAUCAUAUGUUUUUUUUUGUAUAGUGAGGAAACCAAAUUGCAACAGACCAGGAUCAGCUUGUUAUGACCCGAGGUUCAUUGGAGGAGACGGCAUUGUGUUCUACUUCCAUGGAAAGAGCAACGAAGAGUUCAGCCUCGUCUCUGACUCUGACCUACAGAUCAAUGGUAGGUUCAUUGGUCACAGACCCGCUGGUCGUGCCAGAGACUUCACAUGGAUCCAAGCUCUCGGAUUCCUCUUCAACUCCCACAAAUUCUCUCUUGAAGCUGCUAAAUCCGCCUCAUGGGACAACGAAGUCGACCAUCUCAAAUUCACUUUCGAUGGCCAAGAGUUAUCUGUCCCAGAAGCAACUCUCUACACCUGGUACUCACCAAACAAGGACAUCAAGAUCGAGAGAGUGACUGUGAGAAACAGCGUGAUCGUGACAAUCAAAGACAAAGCUGAGAUCAUGGUCAAUGUCGUUCCAGUGACAAAAGAAGAAGACAGGAUCCACAGCUACAAAGUACCAUCAGAUGACUGUUUUGCACAUCUCGAAGUUCAGUUCAAAUUCUUCAACCUUUCACCAAACGUCGAUGGAAUCUUGGGACGUACCUACAAACCUGAUUUCCAGAAUCCAGCUAAGCCUGGAGUCGCAAUGCCAGUGGUUGGUGGUGAAGACAGCUUCAAGACAACGUCUCUCCUCUCCAAUGACUGCAAAACUUGCAUUUUCUCUGAAUCACAUGCAGAGAUUGAUACCGUCAAGUCAGAGAUUGAGUAUGCAACUUUGGAUUGUACUCGUGGAGCGUCUUCUGGAUACGGCAUCGUCUGCAGAAAGUAAAGAAAUCGUAUAAAAACAAAACUUGGCUUAAAAGAAGAAUAACG